Molecule: messenger RNA, 1538 nt
Organism: Microcebus murinus (gray mouse lemur)
Lineage: Eukaryota; Metazoa; Chordata; Mammalia; Primates; Cheirogaleidae
Gene: CEP20
Product: centrosomal protein 20
Biological process (GO): microtubule anchoring; cilium assembly
Cellular component (GO): centrosome; ciliary basal body; motile cilium
Molecular function (GO): protein binding
Source: RefSeq, a predicted model, not a curated record
UGGCUACAGGCCACGCCGCGCGGAGUGGGGCGGAGCUGAGCGUGCGCAGGGUCGAGGCGCGCCGCCGGCGGCCGUUGAAAAAUGGCGACUGUCACCGAGCUGAAGGCCGUUUUAAAGGAUACCUUGGAAAAAAAGGGAGUAUUAGGGCAUUUAAAAGCAAGGAUCCGAGCUGAAGUUUUCAAUGCCCUAGAUGAUGACCGUGAACCCCGACCAUCAUUGUCUCAUGAAAACCUUUUAAUUAAUGAAUUGAUUCGGGAGUAUCUGGAAUUCAACAAAUAUAAGUAUACAGCAUCCGUCCUCAUAGCAGAAUCUGGCCAACCUGUAGAUCCAUUGGACAGACAAUUUCUCAUUCGUGAACUAAAUGCAUUUGAAGAAUCAAAGGAUAAUACAAUACCUCUUUUAUACGGAAUUUUAGCUCAUUUCUUGCAUGGAACUAAGGAUGGCAUCCAGAAUGCAUUUCUGAAAGGGCCUUCACUUCAACCUCCAAACCCAAAUCUUGGCAAACAACCUAGUAGAAGAAAGCAAAUGGAUGAUCACCUAAGAAAGGAGGAGGGGAAAAAUACUAAUACUGAAGAUCUUCAUAUUUCUCAAGCAGUAAAGAGAUGACACUCCAUUUGGGGUAUCUUUUAUCUUAAAAUUGUGUAUAUUAAAUAACUUAUUUAUUGUCCCAGUGUUACCAAAAUGUACCACUAAUAUUUGUACUUUGUAGAAAUUUGAGUUUCUGCAGAACACGUAGCCCCUCAUGUUUGACUGCAUUUGUGAAUAAAAACUGUCAUCAAGCUUAUUGGAUUUGACUUGAAAGAAAAUGUAUUGUUUUUAGGAAGUAUUUUUAAAGGUCCUUAUGUUUGUGAGAAAUGAAAGGGCUUUUUAGUACCCUGUACCUUCCUCUAAAAAAAAUAUAGGUCUCUGUAAUCAUAUGCUCUGCUCUUUGACAUGGCACAUUAAUUAAAUUCUCUUCAGCUGGAAUUAUGUGGAUUUGUAAGAACAUUCAAGUCUUAAAAAAACAUUAAAAGGGCAUUAAAACCAGAAAAAAAACUGUAAUUCCAUGAAGUUUGGGUUUUUUAAAAGUACCUUUUUUCAGAUAACCAUUUAUAAUUAGGUUUAAAUAUCUGAAGUACUAUCUAAAGUUGAACUUUUAAGCUAGGUAACAAUCUACUUUUUCCUAUAGACCAUCUUGGCUUCUACUGGAAGAUUUAAUUAAAAGGUGUGUGGGGGGGAAUAUUUCUUUUAAUUUUGCUGUAAGUGAAACAAAGAGUUUAUUUUAUUAUAUAAAGAAUGUGAAAUAAGCAUGAAGAGACAGGCUUUGGGAGAAAUACCAGAAAGUGACUUGUAAAAGAUGGCAUUGUUUAACCUCUAUGUGGCCUUCAGGUGUGCAAUUACAGAUGAGCCAUGAAAGGACCAGCCCUCUAUUGUUUGGGCUCUAGAAGUCUUAUUAAAUGUUAAUUUUUAUUCUUAGGAUAGAAAAAUAGUAAGAGCUAUUACAAUGCUCUCUCUAAAAUGCUACUUUGAUAUUUAUUAAAAGAAAUUUUUAUGGUGUA